Molecule: messenger RNA, 273 nt
Organism: Fomitiporia mediterranea MF3/22
Lineage: Eukaryota; Fungi; Basidiomycota; Agaricomycetes; Hymenochaetales; Hymenochaetaceae
Exons: 2
Coding region: 1-273 (90 amino acids)
Source: RefSeq, a predicted model, not a curated record
AUGGUCACCCUGAAUUUAAAAUCUACAGCUCUGGGCGUAAGCAAUGAAACAGAAAGUAGGAUACUACGAGUUGACCGACUCGGAAGGCGCAGAUUCAGAUCUUUGCCAAGCGUGUCCGGAUUAUCCUUUUUUCAUCCCUCGGACGUCAUCAAAGCCAAUAGGGUAGGCCAAAAAGCAUUCUGCUCACAUCGCAUCUUUGAAGCUAAAACAUCCGUCCGACGUUCGUCUUCACAACACGCAGCACACAACCUUGCGUUACGGUAUCUGUGCUAA